Molecule: messenger RNA, 1010 nt
Organism: Aspergillus nidulans FGSC A4
Lineage: Eukaryota; Fungi; Ascomycota; Eurotiomycetes; Eurotiales; Aspergillaceae
Product: glycoside hydrolase family 43 protein
Exons: 4
Coding region: 21-1010 (329 amino acids)
Biological process (GO): carbohydrate metabolic process
Molecular function (GO): hydrolase activity, hydrolyzing O-glycosyl compounds
Source: RefSeq, a predicted model, not a curated record
GUAAAUCCAUCUAGGACAAGAUGAUACCCUCUCUUCACAACGUCCUCCGCUUCCUCGGAAGCGGCCUUCUUGUUCUUGGGGCCAAUGCUGCCUCUUUUUCCAAUCCGCUCAAAGACCCCAAUGGCAGUGACCCAUAUAUGGUGUACGUGGAUGGAUACUACUACCUGACGACGACCACCUGGUCGGACGUCCAGCUCACCCGGGCCACGACGUUAGAGGGAUUAAAGACGGGAGAGUCCAAGGUUGUUUGGAGUGACAGUGAAUCCAGCCGAUGCUGCCACAUGUGGGCGCCAGAAUUCCACCAGAUUGACGGCACGUGGUACUUGUACUAUACUGCCGGUACGAGCGGUGACAGUGUCGAUAACCAGCACGUGCAUGUUCUCCAGGGCGGCUCUUCUCCCUGGGACUCAUACACCUAUCUCGCCCAGAUAACACCCGAAUGGGGCAUUGACGCAACAGUUCUGACCGUCAACGACCAGAACUACCUCAUCUGGUCCUGCAUCGCCAACAGCAUCCAAAGCAACUGCAUUGCAACCCUCAAUACCCCCUCGACGAUCGGCGAGACGCACAUACUUUCCCAACCCCUCGAGGACUGGGAAACUGUAGGCGCACCUGUGAACGAGGGCCCGGCGCCGCUCUACCACGACGGAAAGAUCUGGGUUGCGUACUCGGCCAGCUACUGCUGGACGGCGAACUACUCGCUUGCACUGCUUGCGUACGAUGGGUCUGGAGAUCCGCUAGAUCAAGCGUCUUGGACGAAGUCGGAUGGUCCAGUGUUUGUCUCUGCGGAUGGAAACUAUGGGACGGGACACAACGGCUUCUUCACCAGCCCUGACGGUACGGAGAUUUGGAAUAUCUAUCACGCCACUGCGAUUGCGGAAGGCGCAUGCGAUGGGAACCGGUACACAGCGGCGCAGCGGGUUGAUUGGAAUGAAGACGGAACUCCAAAUCUCGGCGUGGCUCUUGCACUUGGUACAGUGUUGGAGGGUCCGUCGGGAGAGCCUGCUUAG